AUGGCCUUGGAGAUCCACAACACAGAUAUUCUCGUGGCCCUGUCCGAAGGAUCUACAUUACGGCGUUCAUUUGAAAAUAUGGCAAAGGCUUUCGAUAAGGCCUUACGCGGCGACUUCGUGAGCGCAAAGUAUCUGCAGCUAAAGGCAGAAGAAGAAAAGCAACCUCCUCGGGCCUCCAAGUGGUGGCCCCGAUUGUUGCCUGGUUGGACCGAUGCCCCUAAAGAAGAAGUGAAAAUUUGGACGCAAACCCCUUACUCAUGUCUUGGGAUGGUGCGUGAGCUUCUUCAGAGCUCUUUGCAACGAGAGCUAAGGAUAGCAGAGCUCCUGAGUGAUGACCAUCGGGUAAUUCAAGACCUGACCAGCUUGACGAAUAUUCUGGUAGAACAACUUGAUAGUGGUCAAUCUCUUGAGGACGAGGAAGACCUGACUGAAAAAGCACACCCGACCCCGUUGAUCAGCGAGGCGGCGAUUUGUGGUGAGACCAGCAUUCGCCAUCUAUCGCAAACUCUGUACCACACUCUGCAUGAAAACUGGCCCUGCCAAUCGGAAGGGCAUGAGCAUAGCGGAAAGCUAGGCCAUUGUGUGGAAGCAAAGCUCUGCCUUGACCCCCGAUGGAGCUCGCGAGAUCCAGAUCCGUCGCGCGAUAGCUUUUUCAUCCUGUUAGCGGGAUCAGAUAUCAUUCAAGAGUGCCGAAUUCGUUGGGGUCCUAUUAAUGUUUCAAAUGAAAGGAACACACUUGCAUGCCUUGUUGACCACGAAGAUUCGAAAGACAUCUGCUUACAACUGACGAAGGAUGGCAAUAACAAACUAUGGGGUCUUGAGCUAGGGCAGCCACUUGAAGUCCUACAGCUGGAGGAAGAGUGCGCUGGGAGAAGCCUUGAAAGCCUUCGAAACUUGCUGGAGGUUGUGAAACCCACAUAUGCAGCAAAACGAGUUCUGGGGCUGAUUUUAGCACGGUCUCUUCUACACCUUCUAGAAGGACCGUGGAUCAACUGGUCUCUAUCAAUCGAUGAUAUCUCUCUCUUUUGCAAGGUGCAGAAUGGCCAUCCAUACCCAUUAUUCGACAGAAUAUUCCUCUCGACGAUUUUCAAAGGAAUUGAUAGCCAAUGCGGUUCUCAGGCUAGCCGACGGCCUCCUUACAGUGUUCACCCAUUUCCGACGAUCCUUGCCCUUGGGAUCGCGCUGGCCGAAAUCGAGCUAGGAGAUGAGCUUUCUGAUAUCUAUAAUCAGCCAUCUUUCACUGGGCUGAGAAACAAGCCUUCUAGGCUUGCGAAAAAGCUGUGGGAGGAAUGUGAGCGUCGGUUCCAUUUGGAGACUGGUUUAAUGCGGGCCGUCAGGUUUUGUACAGAUCAGACUUCGUUUCUUCGCUUUGCCGAUAAGGGCAGAGAAACUGUGUUCGCAGAUUCGGGAUUUGUGGAUGCAUAUUACAUGAAAGCUAUCAGGCCUUUGGAAGAGGAUCUCGUUAAUGGGGCGAAGUGGACAUGGGAUGAAGUAAAUUGGCUCCAGCGUCGCGACCUCAGCGAUCAGGGGAUUUGCAAAAUCAUUACCAAGUUGAAAAACGACCUCAACUUUGAUGAGAGCAGUCAUCCAAUGAUAAAAACGCAAUCAAAGGGGACCAAACCAUUAGGACCCGUGGCAUCCUUGCUAUCGAUUCCAGAAGCCAACGAUUCCACGGAUGAUAGCCAACAGAAUCUCCCAAUCAGCGAAACUCUGCAUACCCAUGACAAGAAAUAUCAUUAUCAAGCACCCGACACGCAACAUCCCGCGAGACCGAGGACCAGAGAUGACUUUGACGUAGCAAUUAUUUGUGCACUACCUCUAGAAGCCGAUGCAGUUCUUUCAACUUUCGAUAAUCACUGGGAUGAAAAACUGUACGGCAAGGCAGCAAAUGAUCCCAACUUUUAUUCAGUUGGCGUUAUAAAAGGUCGAAAUGUUGUUCUAGUUCACCCUCCACGCGCUGGCAAAGCCCCUGCCGCCAAUGUCGCUACUGCGUGUGCCAUGAGCUUUACCAAGGUGACUUUAGCCCUUGUUGUUGGGGUAUGCGGAGGCAUUCCGUUCAAAAACAACAGUGAAGAGAUCUUACUUGGGGAUGUGGUGAUUAGCAAAGGGGUUGUACAAUACGAUCAUGGACGACAGUACUCAGAUGGAUUCAAACGGAAGAUUGAUAUGGAAGCGUCAUUAGGUAGACCGAACCCACAAAUUGGCUCGGUUUUGGCGGCGCUGGAAACUCAGUUUCACCGAGAGAACUUCCAGCAUAAGGUGAGAACCUUCCUCGAUGACUUGGACGAAGAUGUGACAUCGUAUCCUGGGCAUGUGGAAGAUAGGCUAUUCCCAUCGUGGUACCGUCAUAAACACCACAAUACCCAGGUCUGUCGUGAGUGUGCAGACUGCCGAAAAAGUGACGACCCCGUCUGCGACGGUGCUCCAGAAUUAAGCUGCCGAGUGACUGGUUGCGAGGAUGUACAGCUCGUACAACGGUGUAGACAGAAUCAGAGGCAUCAACCGAUCGUUCACGUUGGUCUCAUGGCAUCUGGAGAUAGUGUUCUCAAGUCCGCUAUACAUCGUGACCAGAUUGCAGUGAACGAGAAUGUUGUCGGGUUUGAGAUGGAAGGAGCAGGUGCUUGGGAUGCCUUACCCUGUGUUGUCAUUAAGGGGGUCUGUGACUAUGCUGAUAGCCACAAGAAUAAACUGUGGCAGAAAUAUGCAGCAAUUACUGCGGCUUCUUGUGCUAGGGCAUUUAUCCAGUACUGGUAG
Molecule: messenger RNA, 2754 nt
Organism: Penicillium manginii
Lineage: Eukaryota; Fungi; Ascomycota; Eurotiomycetes; Eurotiales; Aspergillaceae
Product: 5'-methylthioadenosine/S-adenosylhomocysteine nucleosidase family protein
Exons: 2
Coding region: 1-2754 (917 amino acids)
Biological process (GO): nucleoside metabolic process
Molecular function (GO): catalytic activity
Source: RefSeq, a predicted model, not a curated record